Messenger RNA from Gasterosteus aculeatus aculeatus (three-spined stickleback), 2834 nucleotides. The record is from RefSeq and is a predicted model, not a curated record. Lineage: Eukaryota; Metazoa; Chordata; Actinopteri; Perciformes; Gasterosteidae.
CGCGUUGAACUGUGGGAUUGAAAUUUUGAAACGACAACAAACUUCUCCCCCUUCUGUAUUUGUACACAUCACUGUCCGUAUUAUUGAUGGUCCUGUCGUUGCACCGCCACGCCAGAGAGAGAGAGAUGGAAAACGUUCACCUGGCGGUGGAGGAGGAGGAUCUUUAUUCCGGUUACAACGACUAUAAUCCCACAUUUGACUCCGAGGAGUUAGAGAAUGAUGUGGGCUUCCAGCAAGCAGUGAGGACAAGUCACGGAAGAAGACCUCCGAUGACUGCAAAAAUUCCUGGCACCGCCAUUGGAGCUCGGCCCUUAGCUACUUCCUUUGGAGCUCGGGUCCCUGUAGCCUCUUCAAUGGGCCGACCCAUGACUGGAGCUGUGCAGGAUGGAGCGGCCCGACCGAUGACCGCCGUCAGGGCGGCGGGUUACACCUCCUCCAUGACCCGGGGCUCCACCUUUGACCCUCUGGGCCAGUCCAGAGGCCCUGCAGCUCCACUUGAAGCGAAGAACGAGGACACUCCCGAGGAGAAGAUCAAGAUCCUGGAGAAGAAAGUGAACGAGCUGAUAGAAGAGAGCUGCAUGGCGCAGAGCACCGGAGCCUUACAGCUGGCUCUUGAGAAGGCCAAAGAGGCAGGGAGGAAGGAGAGAACCCUGGUGAGACACAGGGAGAAGUCUGGCAACGGGGACCACAUCAAUCUGGACCUCACCUACUCCGUUUUGCUCAACCUUGCCAACCAGUAUGCGAACAACGAGAUGUUUCCAGAGGCCUUGAACAGCUACCAGGUCAUCGUGAGGAACAAGAUGUUUAGUAACGCAGGCCGCCUGAAGGUCAACAUGGCCAACAUCUACGUCCGACAGAAGAGCUACCCGAAGGCCAUCAAGUUCUACCGCAUGGCCCUGGAUCAGAUCUCCAACGCCCACAAGGAGAUGAGGAUUAAGAUCAUGCAGAACAUCGGCGUGGUCUUUGUGCGCAUGGGCCAGUACUCGGACGCCAUCACGUCCUUCGAGCACAUCAUGAGUGAGAGCCCCAACGUCAAGACGGGCUUCAACCUCAUCCUGUGCUACUACGCCAUCGGGGACCGCGAGAGGAUGAAGAAGGCCUUCCAGAAGCUCAUCUCCGUCCCCCUGGGCGUGGACGACGAGGACAAGUACAUCCCGUCCAGCGACGAGAGCGACUCUGAACUGGUCAUCGAGGCCAUUAAGAACGACAAACUCCACCAGAUGGAACGAGACCUAAAAGUCCUGGCUGAGAAGUACAUCAUGACGGCGGCUAAGCUCAUCGCUCCGGCCAUCGAGACUUCUUUUGCCACCGGAUUCGACUGGUGCGUGGACAUGGUGAAGAGUUCUCAGUACGUCGAGCUGGCCAACGACCUGGAGAUUAACAAAGCCAUCAGCUACCUGCGCCAGAAGGACUUCAACCAGGUGGAGGCCGUGGAGACGCUGAAGACCUUUGAGAAGAAGGACAGCCGAGUGAAGAGCGCCGCGGCCACCAACCUCUCCUUCCUCUAUUUCCUGGAGAAGGACUACGAACAGGCCGACCGAUACGCCGACCUCGCCAUGACCGCCGACCGCUACAACCCGGCGGCGCUCAUCAACAAAGGCAACACGGUGUUCAUCAAGCAGGACCACGAGAAGGCCGCCGAGUUCUACAAGGAGGCCCUGAGGAACGACUCCUCCUGCACCGAGGCCCUCUACAACCUGGGUCUGACCUACAAGAGGCUGAAUCGCCUGGAGGAAGCUCUGGACUGCUUCCUGAAGCUCCACGCCAUCCUGAGGAACAGCGCCCAGGUCAUGUACCAGCUGACCACUCUGUAUGAGCUCCUGGAGGAUCCCCAGCAGGCCAUCGAGUGGUUGAUCCAGGUCUUGAGUGUGACCCACACCGACCCCCGGGCACUGGCCAAGCUGGGAGAGCUGUACGACGGCGAGGGGGACAAGUCGCAGGCGCUGCAGUACUACUACGAGUCCUUCAGGUACUUCCCCUCCAACAUGGAUGUGAUCGAGUGGCUCGGGGCUUAUUACAUCGAGACGCACUUCUGCGAGAAGGCCAUCCAGUACUUUGAAAGAGCCACGCUGAUCCAACCCGCCCAGGUGAAGUGGCAGCUCAUGGUGGCGAGCUGCUACAGGAGAAGUGGAAACUACCAGAAAGCUCUGGAAACGUACAAAGACAUCCACCGCAGGUUUCCAGAGAACGUGGAAUGCCUGCGUUUCCUGGUGAGGCUGUGCACCGACAUGGGGCUGAAGGACGUGCAGGAGUACGCCACCAAGCUGAAGAAAGCGGAGAAGAUGAAGGAGAUCAGAGAACAGCGCGUCAAGGCGGGGCGGGAGGGCAGCGCCCGCAGCCGGCGAGAGGGACGGGAGGGCAGCGCCGGCGCCUCCACGCCCGUGCUCGCCUCUCCCAAGAAGGCCGGCGUUGGUACGGAGGCGGAUGUCAAAGCAGCCGGUGCGUCCAGGCACCUCAGCCCGCCGCCGGACUCGGGCAGAGACGCCGGCCACGGCAACACCAAAGGAGAGCGGCUGAGCGCCAAGAUGAGGUCACUUCCUGGUUCCAACGAGCCCUACGAGGCCAACAGCCCCAAGGAAAUAGAUGCGUCCUACGUGGACCCCCUGGGGCCGCAGACGGAGAGACCAAAGACGGGGGCCAAGAAGCGGGUGGAGGGCGACGACUUCGCCGACGAGGAGCUGGGAGACGACCUGCUGCCGGAGUAGCUGCCUCCGUCACCCCGACCCUCCGUCACCCCGGCCCCCCCGACGCACAGUCACUCGUUACUUACUGGUCAUUUACAUCAUAUUUAUUGUUUGUUUAUAUCAUUAAAAGAGAACAUUUUUACUUCUUAA